AUUAUUCGGCAUAUCAGGAUGCAAAGCCAAUGUAUGUAUGUGCUAAGUAAGGUGCCACCGCUACGUCCUUGCAGCGUCAACGACUCAACGAGUGGAGCAUCAUUGGAGUCCAUCGGACGGUCAGAAUGGUCCUGAUAGGAUGCUGAAGCUCCAAGCGAACGGCAAUAUACCCGUUUAUACUAUUCAGACAUCAUGAGCGGGACAUAUAUACGUACCCAAGCUCCGCCUACCAUCGUAGCCCGUCGGGUCUCCGAUCAGCGCGGCCGGUCAAGAUGAAGUUCGCCAUUGCUGCAUCACUACUGCUCCUGGGCUCAGCACAUAGUUUGUCCGUACGCCACCAUGACUCUAUCCCAACAGCACGCAUCAAAAAUGGUACUCUGGUGGGAAUACAUUCUAUCGAGUACAACCAGGAUUUCUUUCUCGGUGUUCCAUAUGCCCAGCCGCCCAUCGGCAAUCUCAGAUUCGAUAACCCAAGGAGUCUGAAUGAGACCUGGGACGGUGCGAAGAGCGUGGACGAAUAUGCGAAAAGCUGUGUCGGGUAUGGCAGUGAUCAAUGGGGCUACGAAGUGAGCGAGGAUUGUUUGUACCUAAACAUUGUUAGGCCAAGUGGGUAUGAAGGACGGGCACUACCGGUUGCAUUCUGGAUCCACGGAGGUGGCUUCUAUCAAGGCGGCGCUGGCGACAGACGCUAUAAUCUCUCCUUUAUCGUCGAGAAUUCUGUCAAGAUCGGACAGCCUAUCAUGGCCGUUUCAACAAAUUACCGGCUUAGUGGCUGGGGCUUUCUGAAUUCGAAUGAGCUCAUGGGUCGUGGUCUGUUGAACAUAGGGCUCAAGGAUCAGAGGCUGGCAAUGCACUGGGUACAGGAGAACAUUGCAUCUUUUGGAGGUGAUCCGGCAAAGGUUACGAUCUGGGGCGAGAGUGCAGGCGCAGCGAGUGUUGGGUUUCAUUUGACUGCAUUUGGCGGCCGUGAUGAUGAGUUAUUCCGCGCUGCCAUCAUGCAAUCCGGUAAUCCGAUAUCCUACAGAUCUAUAAGUAGUACCGACUUCUACCAGCCACAGUUUGAUUUAGUCUCUGCCGCCGCUGGUUGUAGUGAUUCCCUCGACCAGCUCGAGUGUCUCCGUGCCGUCCCUUUCGAGCAGAUGAAUACCGUGUUGAACAAUUCGGCACUAGAUUGGGAUCCUGCUGUCGAUGGAGACUUCAUACGGCGAUACGGCAGUAUCCAGCUCGAGCAAGGCGAAUUCGUCAAAGUCCCCAUCAUCUCCGGUGCAAACUCCGACGAAGGUGCAAGUUUCGCACCUCAGGGCAUCAACACGACAGAAGACCUGAGGGCAAGCCUGAGCGCAUACCCUCCUUCCCUCGUCGACGCCCUCCUUACUGCAUACCCCGAUGACCUUUCAACGAACGUCAUUGCCAACCUCGGGCCUACCACCCGUCCCCCUGCCUACCCCUACGGCCUGCAAUUCCGCCGCGCUGCCUCACUCUACGGCGACUUGGUCUUCAUCGCCGCCCGCCGUCGCACAUGCAGUACAUGGGCCGCACACGGCCUUACCGCAUACUGCUACCGUUUCAACGCCAUCCCAGGUGGCAUCCCCGCAGAAGAGGGAGUGCCGCAUUUCAGCGAGGUCGCGUUUGUGUUCAACAAUAUCGCCGGCCUGGGCUAUGCAGAGAACGGUACGGGUAGUAGCAAACCUUUUGAGGGGCGGAGCGAGGCGUAUACUGCUUUGAGUGGGGUCAUGAGCAGGUCGUGGGCGAGCUUCGUGGCUACGGGGAGUGUGAAUGGAUGGGCUGGUAGGGAGGGACUGGAGGAGUGGCCGGCGUAUGAGGUGGAUGAUGCUAGGGAUUUCGUGUGGGACGCGAAUGUGACGAGUUACAGUGAGAGUGACACGUAUAGGCAGGAGGGCAUGGCGCUUAUCAGUGGUAGUGCCGCAGGGGUGUUUAAGACAUGAGGAAUGUAUGAUGAGUUUAUGAAUGAACGAGGUUCUGAUUAUGAUUUGUGCGUGUGAGAAUACUCAUGAUCGCACGCACCCCUGAUCAGGAAUCUCCUUCCUCCGCAG
Pseudovirgaria hyperparasitica is the source of this 2054-nucleotide messenger RNA. RefSeq names its product alpha/beta-hydrolase. Gene Ontology annotation, molecular function: carboxylic ester hydrolase activity. Lineage: Eukaryota; Fungi; Ascomycota; Dothideomycetes; Acrospermales; Acrospermaceae. The record is from RefSeq and is a predicted model, not a curated record. The transcript has 3 exons. Bases 273 to 1946 code for a protein of 557 amino acids.